Molecule: messenger RNA, 3406 nt
Organism: Xenopus laevis (African clawed frog)
Lineage: Eukaryota; Metazoa; Chordata; Amphibia; Anura; Pipidae
Gene: adam17.L
Product: ADAM metallopeptidase domain 17 L homeolog
Biological process (GO): Notch signaling pathway; membrane protein ectodomain proteolysis; positive regulation of signal transduction
Cellular component (GO): membrane; plasma membrane
Molecular function (GO): metallopeptidase activity; metalloendopeptidase activity
Source: RefSeq, marked provisional
CAGAAACUGGACGGUAAGGGCGCUGCGGGACUUUUAAACAACGAUCCGGGACUGCGGGCUGUGUUAGGAGCAUCGGAACUGUCCUGGGUAGAGGAAUUAUUGGGCGGUUAUAGAGCCGGUGAAAUGAAUGAAUGAAGAAGGACUAUUUUAUCAUUCGGCUACAAUCAGAAACUUGGAUUAUGCUGUGGGAUCUGUGACUCUUUGAUCCUAGAGAGUUCUGUGUGUGUUCUACCAGCGGUCCUUACAAAUAAAAUGAAGACUCUAAGGCCUUUGGGUCGGCUGAGUCUGGUUGAAGUUGUGCUUGUUUUGCUUCUUUGUCUGGCGGGGGCUGAAGCUGAGCACAUUCCAUAUGGUAACCAGAAAGAGAUGCCUGCCAAACAUCAAGGUCUCGACUCCAUGCUUUCAGAGUAUGACGUCUUAUCUCUGUCCAGCAUCCAGCAGCACUCCCUUAGGAAGAGGGAUCUACAGACUCAGUCUCAGGUUGAAAGAAUGCUGAGCUUUACUGCACUCCAAAGGCAUUUUAAAUUGUAUUUGGCCUCAAGCACAGAGCUAUUCUCUGAAAAUCUCCAAGCGCUGGUUCUGGAUGGGAAUGGCAAGGAAGAAAAAUACCAAGUAAAGUGGUCAGAUUUCUUUACUGGACAUGUUGUGGGUGAACAUAAUUCCAAAGUUUUGGCCCACAUCGGCGAUGGAGAUUUUACAGCACGAAUAACAACAGAUGGAGAUGAAUAUAACAUUGAGCCUCUGUGGAGGUUUGUGGAGAACACGUCGAGAGACAACAUGUUGGUUUACCGCUCUGAAGAUGUGAAAGACUUUUCUCGCUUGAAGUCCUCCAAGGUCUGCGGGUACGUUAAACCCAAGGAAGACCUCUUUAAGAAUGAGCAGGACACUGCAGAAGCCCCUGAAGGUAAUGAUUAUUUGCAUCGGGAGAAAAGGCAGAGAGCUGUGCCAGACCCUAUGAAGAACACUUGCAAAAUGGUAGUUGUGGCUGACCAUCGGUUCUUCAAGUACAUGGGUCGUGGAGAGGAGAGUACCACCAUCAACUAUUUGAUAGAGCUGAUUGACAGAGUGGAUGACAUCUACAAGAACACCUCGUGGGACAGCCAGUGGAAAGGCUAUGGAGUACAGAUAGAACAGAUUAUUGUACACAAGGAGCCAGAGAAUGUGACACAGGGGCAGAAGCAUUACAAUAUGGCAAAAUCUUUUCCAAAUCCUGACAAAGAUGCCUGGGAUGUGAAACAACUGCUGGAGCAAUUCAGCUUUGACAUCUCUGAUAAAGCGGCCCAGGUGUGUUUAGCUCAUCUCUUCACCUAUCAGGACUUCGACAUGGGGACCCUGGGGCUGGCGUAUGUUGGAUCUCACAAGCCUAACACACAUGGAGGCAUCUGUCCCAAAGCCUAUGAGAAUGAUUUAUCCAAGAAAGCAGUCUACUUGAAUACUGGCCUCACCAGCACAAAGAACUACGGCAAAACUAUUCUUACAAAGGAAGCAGAUCUUGUCACUACUCAUGAACUUGGCCAUAAUUUUGGCUCGGAGCACGAUCCUGACAGCAUGGAGGCUUGUGCACCCAGUGAAGAUCGCGGAGGAAAAUUCGUCAUGUAUCCUAUCGCUGUGAGCGGAGACCAUGAAAAUAAUAAGAUGUUCUCGAACUGCAGUAGAGAGGCCAUAUUGCGAACACUAAUGGCCAAGUCUCCCAUCUGCUUCAAAGAGCGCAACAACAAAGUAUGUGGCAAUUCGCGGGUGGAUGAGGGAGAGGAGUGUGACCCGGGAUUGCUGCAUCAGCACAAUGAUGACUGUUGUACGUCUGACUGCAAGUUUAAACCAGGAGUGCUCUGCAGUGAUCGCAACAGUCCGUGCUGCAAAGGCUGCCAGUUUGAAACAGCGCAGAAGAAGUGCCAAGAAGCUAUAAAUGCCACUUGCAAGGGAGAGUCGUAUUGUACAGGGAGCAGCAGUGAAUGCCCAACGCCUGGCAAUGCAGAAAAUGACACGGUCUGCGUAGACUUGGGCAAAUGUGUGAAUGGAGAGUGUCGGCCAUUCUGUGAGAUAGAGCUGAACCUCAAGUCCUGCGCCUGCAACGAUACUGAGAAUUCCUGCAAGGUGUGUUGUCGGAAUGAGAACGGGAUCUGCAGUCCUUAUGUUGAUAAAAAUAAACAGUUCUUGUACUUACGGAAAGGAAAACCUUGUACCGUUGGCUUCUGUGAUAUGAACGGAAAGUGUGAGAAACAAGUGCAAGAUGUGAUUGAGCGCAUAUGGGAUUUCAUCGACAAACUCAGCAUCAACAUGUUUGGAAAGUUCUUGGCAGAUAACAUUGUCGGAUCCGUUGUUGUGUUUUCUUUAAUCUUCUGGAUCCCGCUGAGUAUUCUUGUCCACUGUGUGGACAAGAAACUGGACAAACGUUACGAAGAGACCACAAAGUCUUUAUUCACACCCAGUAAUGUGGAAAUGCUGAGCAGCAUGGACUCCGCUCCGGUGCGUAUUGUUAAGCCGCCCCCUUCCUCCCAAGCAACUUCCCGUUUCCAAGUCGUUCCCAUAGUCCCGACCUCCGCGGCAGCUUCCACUAAAGCCGAUCACCAAAGAAUGGACACAAUUCAAGAAGACCCCAGUGUCGACUCUCACCUCGACGACCAGUUUGAAGAGGCCCCUUUCCCCAACAGCGGCUCCCCCGCAAAGUCUUUUGAAGAUCUCACAGACCGCCCAGUUGUCCGGAGUGAGAAGGCCUCGUCCUUUAGACUUCAACGGCAGGGCCGCGUGGACAGCAAGGAAACAGAGUGCUGACAAACUAUGUGACCGCUCUCUAGAGUCACGAGACAAUCAUUUCACUUAAAGAGCGCAACAAAGGGCUGCAGAGCUGCUUGAGACCUGCUAGGAUAGUGAUUGAACACUCCAGGGAGCAGCAUUUUCCUGCAGGUAUUACUGGUAUCUUAAUGGGUAAAUCAGUAAAAAAGAAGAAAACCAGACUAUGGGAGUUUCACUGAUGCUUUGCAAGGAGCAAUGGAAAUCAAAAAGCCCGAGCAUUAUCCCUGCAAGACCCUGAGAAUGACUCUACAUUGUAUUUUACAGCAAUGUUCUGUGCAGGUUAUUGAGUUUACUGAUAACACCAGAAUUAUUAUCACAAGACCUGACUUGGCUUUUACAUGCAGUUGGCUGCAGCGUCCUAUAAAAGAAAGAUCUGUGUUUGUUCAGGAUAAACCUAGAAAUCUGUUAACCAAUAGCUUUGGGUCCUCUGCUUUCCCCAGUCUCUUUAUGCCGCCGCCUUUAUUUUAAUUAUAUGAUGUUUUACGGGAUAGUGUCAUCCCUUUUAUUACCCUACUAUUUCCGUGUUUUACACUGGCUGUAACUGUAUGGCACAUUUAGCUUUUAAAAUUGAAGUGCAUUGGUUUGUACUGGCAGUGCAUUAUACUGAGAUGCA